CAACUGUGCCUUAUUAAGGUUAGGGAAUCCUGUGGGAGACACGCUACCAUUGCCAGUAACGUAAACAAAACCAGACACGGAAAUUCAACAAAAUGGUUGCAGCUACCAACUCUCUUUCUAAGGAAGACAAACGCGCCAAAUUUGAGGCGGUUUUCCCCAUUCUUGUAGACGAAAUUGUCGACUAUCUGACCUCCGUAAAUGUUCCUCAGGACGCUAAAGAUUGGUUCAAAAAGAGUUUGUACCACAACACUUUGGGCGGAAAGUAUAAUCGUGGUUUGUCCGUAAUCGACACCUAUGAGAUUUUGUCCGGAAAGGCCCUUGAUGAUAACUCUUACUUCCGUGCUGCUCUUUUGGGUUGGUGUAUCGAAUUGUUGCAAGCAUUCUUUUUGGUCGCUGAUGAUAUGAUGGACGAGUCCAAGACACGUCGUGGCCAGCCCUGCUGGUACUUAAUGCCCAACGUUGGAAGCAUUGCCAUUAAUGAUUCGUUUAUGCUUGAAUCCGCUAUUUACUUUUUGUUGAAAAAGCACUUCCGUCAUGAAACUUAUUACGUGGAUUUGCUGGAUUUGUUCCACGAAGUGACUUUCCAGACUACUUUGGGUCAAGAAUUGGAUCUCUUGACUGCCCCUGAAAACCAUGUUGAUCUUUCCAAGUUCAGUCAAGAUAAGCAUGCCUUUAUUGUCAUCUUCAAGACUGCUUACUAUUCCUUCUAUCUUCCCGUUGCACUUGCUAUGUGCAUGGCUAAUGUUGCAACCCCCGAUAACCUGCAACGUGCUAGUGAUGUGCUUAUUCCCCUUGGCAAGUACUUCCAAAUCCAAGAUGACUACUUGGAUUGCUAUGGCGAUCCCUCCGUUACUGGCAAGGUCGGCACCGACAUUCUCGAUAACAAGUGCUCUUGGUUGAUUAACGUUGCCUUGGCAAAGGCCUCUCCCGAGCAACGCAAGGUCCUUGACGAGAACUAUGGCCGCAAGGACGCCGAUUGCGAGAAGCGUGUCAAGGCCGUGUUUGAAGAGCUUAAUUUGAAGAAGGCAUACGAGGAGUAUGAGGAGAGCGAGGUGUCGACCAUCAAGCAGCGUAUCUCUGUCCUUGACGAGUCUGCCGGUUUGAAGAAGGAAGCAUUUACCACAUUCCUUAACAAAAUCUACAAGCGUUCCAAGUAAACUGCCCAACGCAAUGUCUUCGUUACGAUAAUGCCAACAAAAACUUAGGCGAUAAUAAUGUCUCUUUGUGAUGGUAUAACAAGAAUAUAAAACAGUUACUGUUAGGGUUUUCUAUAGAUGGUGAGUGUUUAACGAUGUAUGCUUGUAUUAUAGUCUUUCAU
Molecule: messenger RNA, 1318 nt
Organism: Schizosaccharomyces japonicus yFS275
Lineage: Eukaryota; Fungi; Ascomycota; Schizosaccharomycetes; Schizosaccharomycetales; Schizosaccharomycetaceae
Product: geranyltranstransferase Fps1
Exons: 5
Coding region: 93-1157 (354 amino acids)
Biological process (GO): trans, trans-farnesyl diphosphate biosynthetic process; isoprenoid biosynthetic process; ergosterol biosynthetic process
Cellular component (GO): cytoplasm; endoplasmic reticulum
Molecular function (GO): transferase activity, transferring alkyl or aryl (other than methyl) groups; prenyltransferase activity; geranylgeranyl diphosphate synthase activity
Source: RefSeq, a predicted model, not a curated record